CACCUAAAGUAACAAUGGUUUUUUUCUGCCAAUUUUGCUUAAGUAGCCUAAGGUCGCCUCAAAUCGCCCGAAGUCGCCCAAAGUUUCGGCGACUUAAGGUCCCAGAGUAGGCCUUCUCUGUUUCGCAUCUACAAACCUUGUUUUCAUGACAUGUUCUGAUGUCAACUGAAAUGCUAGUCCUAGCCCCCUGCCCGAUGCAAACAUAUGUAUUAGAAAAAGCCUUUCAGGAACGUGAAGGUAAGAUUCACUGCUUAUGUACAUUCAGUCAUGGUUGCCAAGGACAUAGACGAUCAAAAUGGUGUGAAAUUUCACGAAGGCACAAUUUUCGGGAGUUGACAGUUUGCACUGUUGGUUCUUGAUGUCCAGCUGACCUGAACCUGACUUUUUCUUCCACAGGUAUGAGAUGGUCCAAAGAAAGGCCUUCCUCGCCAUCUUUUCCUUUGAAUUCAACCGAAGCAGGUUUAACAGCAAAAAUAACAUUACCACGCUUUCCAGCAAAUGCAAAAUUCUUUCAAGUCAUCGUCAUAAUGGUUAGCUCACACUAUUCUGGUGUAGUAUACUCGCCAGAAAGUUUUACACCACAGGAUCUGGUGACAUAUGAUGAAGCACACGAAUCUCUAGUUCCUGCAGCUUAUGUGACUUUCCAGUUUAGUGGAAACGACUUUGAUAAUUACCAGGAAUUUAUUGUUGGAAGUGGAGCACAAUCAAAUAGUAAAACAAGAAGUAAGAGAAGCUGUGAUAACAACGAGCAGUAUUACAACAAACCACUCCAGCCAAAUACCAACUACAGAGUGUUCCUUAGGGCUUUUGUUACUGAGGUGCUGUAUAUUUCGAGCAACUUCGUAGAGAUAAAGACCAAAGAGAAACCUGCUGUCAAGAAACUACCAGAAAAAUCAAUUUUACUGGUUGGCGAACUGGUAUUGUUGACGUGUGAGGUCACCGGAGAUCCUGAACCUUCUGUUACGUGGACUAAAAAUGGAAAUAGCUCUAUACCACGGGCUCAGUUCAAGAACGGUGGUCGUAUCCUUGUUAUUAAAGACGUGCUUCCUGUUGACAGUGGUGUUUAUCAAUGUAAAGCAUCCAACAAGUUUGGAGAAAGCCGUACAUCUACAGCAGUGAUAGUCGCUGUUCCACCCACAAUAGCUAGAGAAGUUUCCCCAUCUUCAGUGAUAUGUGAAAUGCAAACCCUUUGUACUUUAUCUUGCCAUGCAACCAGUGGCAGUCCUUUUAAUUACUCUUGGACAAAGAAUGGUCAGGUCCCAGGUAGUGAUGACAUCAAAAUCAUGAACAACAUCAUUGUUCUCACGCCUCGUGAUGCAGAGGAUUAUGGGAUGUAUGUGUGCCAUGCUACAAACAGCUUUGGUUCCACAGCCUACAAAAUCACCUUGUCAGAGGGUCACAAGUCUUCAUCGUCUGCGUUUUCAUAUGGAAAAAGCGUUUUCUAUGCUACGGUUAUCACUUUAUCCUGUAUUGUUUUCAUCUCGCUUGUUGUAAAUGGUGUGUUGAUACGGCGGCUAAGACGAGCUUUGCCUGAAAACAGAGCAACGACUGCGGACAAGUCCAUCGCCGAUAACGGAUGUCAAAGUGUUUCACCACGUGAUCAGCACAUGUCAGAGCCAAGUUCAUACAUGGAACUCCGUCCCAGGCCUUUGGAAGGGCAGUCACCUGGUCCUCCUGAGUUCAAAAGUCUACAGGGCAAAGAUGAGGAUACCGAAUAUUACAAUGUGGGAUUUAACGAAGGAAAAGACGGACAGGAAGAAAUUUACCUUGAAAUAGGAAAUGCCUCGUGUUGAGUUGUUUCCGCUCUUUGAAACAGAGGAAUAUAACAGGAAAGCUUAGAAAUAGCCUAUUCACGCAGUGCAACUACCGUGGGUACUAUGUAAAUAUGUUACAUCACGUUUCUUCUGUGUGAAUGUGCUUCACCGCGAAUGAGGUUUCCAAGGGAAACAAAACUUCUCUUGUAACCUUCUAUAUUUGAUUAUCUACUAAGCAUAGUUUGUCUGGUGUGAUCGUGUCGGGAAGCUCUUUAAAUCACAGGAGUGAUCAAAAUCUAAUUUCUCAUAACAGCACCAAUACAUUAUCAAGCAAAGGUGAUGGGAAUAACGAUAAUCAACAAUGUUACUUUGUCUUGAUAUACCACCAAAUUCUCAGAAGUUGUUAAAAGAACUGAUUACUGAAACGAUUAAUAGAACAACAACAGUUCUUUUUAGAGAGAUCUAACCAUUUACUACGUUAGCUAGUGUGCAAAAAGUCGAUCAUAUGUGUAAGCACAGUGUCAUUUUUUUCACCAUUGUGAUUAGCAAUCUCAUAUUUUGCUAUAAUGAUAAUGAUAAUGAUAAUGAUAAUAAUUAAAAUAGUUAAACAGGGAGUCCACCUCACUAUAAGGUGCCCUUCAGUGGGGCCCGGCGUAAAUAAAUAUUAAAAGUUAAAAUAAACGUUAAGUUAAAAGUU
Messenger RNA from Orbicella faveolata, 2451 nucleotides. RefSeq lists its product as uncharacterized. Gene Ontology annotation, molecular function: protein binding. Lineage: Eukaryota; Metazoa; Cnidaria; Anthozoa; Scleractinia; Merulinidae. Gene Ontology annotation, biological process: cell-cell adhesion. The record is from RefSeq and is a predicted model, not a curated record.